AUGUCCUGUACCAUAGUCUUCUUUCUACCCUGGAUUAUUGCGUAUUUAUUAUUCGUGUUGUUUGAUAUCGCACCUGAGAAUGGUGGUCGGAGAUUCUCCUUCGCCAGGAAUGCGAGCUUUUGGAAGUGGUACGCCGAGUAUUUCCCGAUCAAGUUAAUUAAGCGAGUGGACUUGGAUCCUUCCAAGAAUUACAUUUUUGGAUAUCAUCCGCAUGGAGUUAUUUCGGUUGGCGCAUGGACGAACUUUGCCACCGAAGCCAAUGAUUUCUCAAAAAAAUUUCCAGGCAUAACCUGCUGCCUAUUAACCCUUACGUCAAAUUUUAACUUCCCGCUUUAUCGCGAUUAUCUGAUGGCACAAGGACUCGCGUCUGUGUCACGUCAAUCAUGCGAAAAUAUUUUACACAAAGGACCGGGAAACUCUGUGAUGAUAGUGGUCGGUGGUGCCGGGGAAAGCUUAAACGCACGCCCAGGUGUCUAUGAUUUGGUUCUGAAAAGAAGAUUGGGAUUCAUAAAAUUGGCAGUUCGUAACGGAGCUUGUCUGUGUCCUGUAUUUUCAUUUGGCGAGAAUGAUAUAUGGGAACAAGCAGACAAUCCCAAGGGAGGCAAAGUUUGGAAGUUCCAAAAGACGAUUUGGGAUACACGAACUGGUGACGAAUUGAUGAAAUAUUCUGAUCAUCAAGAUUUCAUAUCAGAUUUUGCAUUUCGCGCAGACACCAAAACUCUUGUCACCGCGAGUGGUGAUGGCACAUUAUCGGUGUGUGAUAUACGGAGACCAAACUUGAUUGAUAUGUCAGAUAACCAGGAUGAUGAAUUAUUGUCCGUAGUCAUCAUGAAGGAUAACAGAAAAGUUGUUGUUGGAACUCAGGGCGGAGUCAUCA
This is a messenger RNA of Acaulospora colombiana, 877 nucleotides long. NCBI's taxonomy places the organism in Eukaryota, Fungi, Glomeromycota, Glomeromycetes, Diversisporales, Acaulosporaceae. The record is from the annotation of a GenBank genome assembly.